AUGUGGCGGCUUCAGCUUUUCCUUUUGCUCUCCACCUGCUUCCUCAUACCGCAUGAGGCAAAGCCAACAACGCGUUCUCCCUCGCCCUCCCUCUCGACCACGCCCACGGUGGCAUCAGCGAUCUUCAAGCGCACCAACAACAUUGGACGUCUGGCAGCCAAGGAUCUGGCUGAUCUUCUACUAGCUAGCAUGCAAGCCCGAGGCGCCAAACUGUCGACACAUCAGGAAGCCACAGUUAAGACUUUGCAGGACAUGGAACCAUUGGAAAGACAAACUGGAGCCGUAUUUUUGCAGUUGGGCAUGGAUCUGAUUAUCGAUGUGUUGAUUGGCAGCAACACCGAUGCCAGCUGUGAUCGUGUCAUCAAGGACAUUAAAAACACCAAGGAUAACAAUAGUCUAACAAUCAGUUUGAAGUCAUUUAUCGCCCUCUGCAAGUUCAACAACAUCGAGUGCUCGCAGAAACAAGUUGUGCAGAUCAUCAAGUCUACCGCUGCCUUUAAGCAAUCGGAUGUUGCCGUUGAGGGUGCUCGCAGCACUCGCACUGCUCUGCAGCAGAGUGCCAAAUCCUUCUAUGUGAAGGGUGAUCGCGACAGCAUGAUUGAGUUCUUGCAGGCGAGAAGCCUGAAGGAGCUCGUUGCCAUCUGCAGUUCGUUGUUGCAAGUGUGCGGCGCGUCUGGUCUCGAGGCGCAGAACAUUGUGCAGAAUCUAGUUGAAAUGGGUCCCAAGGCAAACUCACAGAGUGCUGGCGUCAGUUUGUUGCAGGUUAACGGGUUUAGCACGCUGAUUGUCUCGCUGAUGGACAGUCUGACAACCAUAGCGAAUGGCCAAAAGAGUGGUUUUUGUGCCGCAACCGCCGAGAGCUGGAUAGUGCGUCUACUCGAUAUGGGUGUGGCAAAGGUUGUGAUUAUGGGUCUAUUGACAGCGCUUGAUCGCUCGACUCCUGUUUCGCCCAACUCGCUGAUUCAACAAGGCAAAUCGGCUGCUAAUUUGGUGGACGCAGAUGUGCCACUCAAUAAGGGCGCAGUAACCUCCAAGCGUUCAAGUGGCUCACUGCCUUUGAUUGGCAAUGUGCUUGGCAACAAUAUUGGAACCGGACCUGGUAAUAUUAUUAGCGGACAAAGUAACGUUGUUAACCAACUCGUUGCUGCUCAAGUUCCUGCUGCAGUUAACGCCGUAGCUCUGAACAAUAUUGCUGGCACAGCGACAGGUGCUACAGGUGGUGUUACUGGUGGACUUCUUAGUUCUGGACCUCUAUCUAGCCUCUCUGGCCUUACCGGCUCACCGGUCAGCCAAGCGGGCAAUUUGAUUGGCAAUAAUAUCAUAACGGCUCCGAAAAAUAUAAUCAGUGGACAAAAUAAUCAAGUUACCACGCUUAUCGAUGCCGCUGUUCCCGUUGCUGCCCAAGUUGCGGCCUUGAACUCUAUCACAGGAACUACUAACGGCGGUGGAUCUAGCGGUGGUCUUCUUGGUUUCAGCCCUUUGUCUGCUCUCUCCGGCACACCGCUCGGUUCAGCCGGCAAUUUACUAGGCAAUAACGUCAGGACGGGACCAAAAAAUGUGAUCAACGGCAGUAAUAAUAAUGUCUUCAGUCUUGUCGAUGCUGAUGUUCCUGUAGCCGCAAAUGUUUUGGCUCUUAACUCGAUCACUGGCUUGGUUGGAGGUGGUUCAAACAGCGGUUCAAGCGGUGGUUCAAGUACAGGUUCAGGCAGUGGUUCAAGCAGCGGUUCAAGCAGCGGUUCAAGUGGAAGCACUAGCGGCGGUUCAAGCAUUGGCAAUGCCAUUGGCAAUAAUGUUCAAACGAACCCCAGAAAUGUGAUCAAGGGAAGCAACAAUAAUGUAUUCAGUCUUGUCGAUGCUAAUGUUCCGGUGGCUGCAAAUGUCUUGGCACUAAACUCGAUUACUGGCUUGGUUGGAGGUGGUUCAAGAAGUGGUUCAAGCACAGGUUCAAGCACUGGUUCAACUUCUGGUUCAAGCGGAAGUUCUAGCGGAGGCUCUGGCGUUGGCUCUCUUGUUGGCAAUGCCAUUGGCAAUAAUAUUCUAACGGGUUCUAAAAAUGUGAUCAAGGGAAGUAAUAAUAAUGUCUUCAGUCUUGUCGAUGCUGAUGUUCCUGUAGCUGCAAAUGUCUUGGCCCUUAACAAGAUUACUGGUUUAGUUGGAGGUGGUUCAAGCUCUGGUUCAAGCAGUGGUUCAAGCUCUGGUUCCAGCAGCGGUUCAAGUGGAAGCUCUAGCGGCGGUUCAAGCAUUGGAAAUGCUAUUGGCAACAAUGUUCAAACGGACCCUAAAAAUGUGAUCAAGGGUAGCAACAAUAAUGUGUUCAGUCUUGUCGAUGCUAAUGUUCCUGUAGCUGCAAAUGUCCUGGCACUCAACUCUAUUACUGGUUUGGUUGGUGGUGGUUCAAGAAGUGGGUCAAGCUCUGGUUCAAGCGGUGGUUCAGGAAGUGGUUCAAGUGGUGGUUCAAGCACCGGUUCUAGCGGAAGUUCUGGCGUUGGUUCACUUGUUGGCAAUGCCAUUGGCAAUAAUAUUCUAACGGGCUCUAAGAACGUGAUCAAGGGAAGUAACAAUAAUGUGUUUGGUCUUAUCGAUGCUAAUGUUCCUGUGGCUGCAAAUGUCCUGGCACUCAACUCCAUUACUGGCUUGGUUGGAGGUGGUUCAAGCAGUGGUUCAAGUGGCGGUUCAAACAGCGGAUCAAGCAGCGGUUCUAGCAGCGGUUCUAGCAGCGGUUCAAGCAGCGGUUCAAGCGGAAACUCUAGAGGUGGUUCAAGCAUUGGAAAUGCUAUUGGCAACAAUGUUCAAACGGAUCCUAAAAAUGUGAUCAAGGGCAAUAACAAUAAUGUGUUCAGUCUUGUCGAUGCUAAUGUUCCUGUAGCUGCUAACGUCUUGGCACUUAACUCGAUUACUGGAGGCUUGCUUGGAGGUGGUUCAAGCUCUGGUUCAAGCUCUGGUUUAAGCUCUGGUUCAAGCUCUGGUUCAAGUACUGGUUCAAGUGGCGGUUCGAGCGGAGGUUCACUUAUUGGCAACGCUAUUGGCAAUAAUAUUUUAACUGGCUCUAAAAAUGUCAUCAAGGGCAAUAACAAUAAUGUGUUUGGUCUUGUUGAUGCUAAUGUUCCUGUAGCUGCAGAUGUCCUGGCACUUAACUCCAUUACUGGCUUGGUUGGAGGUGGUUCAAGCUCUGGUUCAAGCUCUGGUUCAAGCAGCGGUUCUAGCAGCGGUUCAAGCAACGGUUCAAGCGGAAACUCUAGAGGUGGUUCAAGCAUUGGAAAUGCUAUUGGCAACAAUGUUCAAACGGAUCCUAAAAAUGUGAUCAAGGGCAAUAACAAUAAUGUGUUUAGUCUUGUCGAUGCUAAUGUUCCUGUAGCUGCAAAUGUCCUGGCACUUAACUCCAUUACUGGCUUGGUUGGAGGUGGUUCAAGCAGUGGUUCAAGCGGAAGCUCUGGCGUUGGUUCACUUAUUGGUACUCCCAUUUCGAUCGUUGGCAAUGUUCUGAAUAAUAUUGUGGGCGGUGCCCAGCCAAAGGAUGUGGUUCAAGUUGUUGAUCAACAAGGAAAUCUAUUGAUGAACAUUGCACACAAAUCUGACUCUUCCGGCGAUAGUGUUGGCAACGAUAUUUCCAACAACUUGACGACGCGUCCCAAGCAAAUUGUGUUGGGUGACAACAGCAAAAUUGUCAAGGUGGUCAACUUGGAUGCCAAUGUUUUGGCUAAUUUGGAUCUGGCAAAUGCAAUUCGUGGCAGCAGCGGAGCUUGCAUUGGCAAUAAUAUCAAUAGUGGACCCAAUACUGUGAUUGAAGGCAGCGGCAAUGAUGUUGUUACUUUGGUUAAUCUUGAUCUGAGUGCACUGGUUAAUCUGAAUUUGUUGAACGAUAUCAUUGGCACCGUGGGCAACGAUUGCAUAUCGCAGACUACACCACAGCCACCCACCGAGGAGCCUCCUACCGCUCAGCCUCCUACUGUAGAGCCACCGACUCCUCAGCCUCCUACACCUCAACCACCAACGCCAGAGCCUCCAACUCCAUCCACUCCAUAUCCUCCCACUCCUCAACCUCCUACUCCACAGCCUCCUACUCCUCAGCCUCCCACUCCUCAGCCUCCCACUCCACAGCCUCCUACUCCUCAGCCUCCCACUCCACAGCCUCCUACUCCUCAGCCUCCUACUCCUCAGCCUCCUACUCCCAGCCCACCGACUCCUAAUCCCAGCAACUGCUAUCGUCGCUACUGUCGCAAGUGGCGCACUCGUCCCAGUUAUCUGUGCUACAAGAACUGCGGCGGCUCCUACGUCUACAGGCCCUAAGCAGGCAUUCGAUAGAAAACGAGUACGAGAGAGAGAUAGCAAGAGGAAAGAUGAUACGACUCUACUCUAAACUUUGGAAUCUCCCCUCGUGUGGAGCUCUUCAUUCACCUGUUAUG
This is a messenger RNA of Drosophila albomicans, 4403 nucleotides long. RefSeq lists its product as uncharacterized. The record is from RefSeq and is a predicted model, not a curated record. Bases 1 to 4287 code for a protein of 1428 amino acids. The transcript is spliced from 15 exons. Lineage: Eukaryota; Metazoa; Arthropoda; Insecta; Diptera; Drosophilidae.